This is a messenger RNA of Bursaphelenchus okinawaensis, 441 nucleotides long. NCBI's taxonomy places the organism in Eukaryota, Metazoa, Nematoda, Chromadorea, Rhabditida, Aphelenchoididae. The record is from the annotation of a GenBank genome assembly.
AUGGACAAAAAGCUUCUGCGACCAAUUCUCCUCUACGAAUACAAAAAUGGUCUCAAAGCAGCAGAAACUGCCAGGAGUAUAAACGAAGCUUUUGGCCCCGAAACGGUGAAGGAGAGAACGGUACGAUGGUGGUUUAAAAAGUUCAAGAAUGGCUGUGAAAACUUGGAGGAUGUGGAUCGAACUGGUCGGCCAACCGAGUUCAACAACAACAUGUUGAUCCAGAUUCUGGAUUCAGAGCCUGGAAUCACAUCAAAUGAUCUCGCUGAACGGUUAAAGGUAACUAGGGUUACUGUAAAACAAUACCUGAGAAAGAUUGGUCGAUUAAAUGAAGUAGAAACGGCAGAAAAAGUGAAAAAAGUGCCAGAUAUUAAAAAUAAAAUGAAAAGCAAGAGGACGCUACAGAUGGAGAUUCUGAAUACCAAAGAGCUCGUAUUGCCAUAA